Messenger RNA from Trichomonas vaginalis G3, 597 nucleotides. RefSeq lists its product as uncharacterized. The coding region runs from base 1 to 597 and encodes 198 amino acids. The record is from RefSeq and is a predicted model, not a curated record. The transcript has a single exon. NCBI's taxonomy places the organism in Eukaryota, Parabasalia, Trichomonadida, Trichomonadidae.
AUGGAUAUAAAGCAGUUUGCUAUUAAUCUUACAUUUGCAAUUAUAGGCUUAGCAUUGACCUUCGGUCUUGUAGGUCUCACAGUCUUCAUGUCUCAUUGGUAUAGCCUUGUAAACGAUCAAUUAAUCGAAGAAACACUCGGAAAAUCAUGGAAGAACGUUGGCUUAUUUGCAUCAAUUUUCUUAACAUUAUCAGUCGUCACAGCCGUCCUUUCUUUCUCAUUCGAAUGGACAAUUAUUUUCUUAGGUAUUUCAGGCGUGCUGCAAAUACCUGCGUUUAUAUUGGUUUGCAUCAUCAUUUCCUAUACAACUAAAAAUGAAUCAGUUAAGAAAACAUUCUUACAGAAAUUCGAAAACGCAACGAAUUAUAAGGAUUAUGCAGGCGCCUGGGACUGCCUAGGAUUGCGAGAAACUGGAACAUGCAAUGAUCCUAAUAAUAAAUGUUGCGAUCCAAGAAUUGACAACCUCGUUUACCACAUCACAACUGCUUGCAAGAACUGGCUCAUUGUUUUCGUUGUAAUUUGGGUUGUUUCAUUAAUAUUACUUGUUCCAAUGAUCAUCUUCUUCUGUGAAACAGGUCACAAGGAUUCUGAAAAUUAA